This is a messenger RNA of Suillus fuscotomentosus, 2769 nucleotides long. RefSeq lists its product as uncharacterized. The record is from RefSeq and is a predicted model, not a curated record. The transcript has 6 exons. The coding region runs from base 1 to 2769 and encodes 922 amino acids. Lineage: Eukaryota; Fungi; Basidiomycota; Agaricomycetes; Boletales; Suillaceae.
AUGUUUCGGUGUCCUUCGUGCGGCAAAGGCAGAUUCAAAGACGAGGUCGCUGUGGCCUGUCAUAUGAAUCAGCCCCGCUCAGGAUGUAACACUUGGCUACAUGAUAUAAUAUGGUUGGACUCUGUGCGAACCGAGUCUAUGGACGUUGACGACGAGGAGCUCGGUGGUUUUACCGGCAGUGUGAAUGAAGAAGGGAUAUCACCAACCAGGGACUUCAUCGACUGGUUCCCCGGAGCUUCUCGAACGUAUGGAACAGGUCAUACUUUCCUUGACAUAUUCAAUUCAGACGAGAACAGCGUGCACUGUGCAACUAGUCUCUACUACCCAUUCAGUGGCCGGAAAGACUGGGAGCUUGCAUCAUGGCAACUUCACUCGGGAUUAAGCAUGGGGAAGAUAGAUAGCUUUUUGUCACUUGAGAUAAUCCAGGGUCUUCCUCUGUCAUUCUCAUCAGCCAAGGAACUGCGAGGCAGAGCAGAAAUGUUGCCAAGCGGUCCACGCUGGAUGUCUCAAGUCAUCGAGACAAAGCAUCCGACCAAAUCACCUGUCAUAUUAUAUUGGCGUGACCCUUUGGAUUGUAUCUCCAGUCUACUUAACCAUCCAUCCUUUCACGACCAGUUAGACUUUACGCCCCGCAAGGUGUAUACCACGGCACAGCGGCUGUGCUGUGUGUACUCUGAAUGGAUGACAGGAGACAACACUUGGACAAUGCAGUCGGCUCUACCACGAGGUGCGACAUUGCUUGGGACCAUCCUAUCAUCUGACAAGACAAACAUAUCUAUGAUGAUGGGCGACAGAGUCGUGCACCCCCUCCUCAUCAGCCUCGCCAAUAUACCCAUGUCCACCCGACUCAAGACAUCACUUAAUUCUUUCGUGCUCACUGCCCUGCUCCCCAUGCCAAAAUUCCUUCAUAAAAAGAAAUGCAUGCAUGGCGUACUGGAGGAUCGUCUAGUCCAUCAAUGCCUGGAUCUUGUUCUAGAGCCGCUUAAGCGGGCUGCCCAUGAGGGAAUUAUGCUGUCAGAUCCCGUUGGUUCAACUACACUCGCACAGAUCGCUACUGCCCAUAGCAAGGUUGAUUCCAAUGACAUUGAAGCUUUCUUCCGCGAAGCACAGAAGUUCCAUUUAAAUGGUGUCGACAAACCUUUCUGGCAGGACUGGCUCUUUGCUGAACCAUCCCACUUCCUCACUCCCGAAAAUCUCCACCAUCUUCACAGAGAGUUUUACGAUCACGAUGUCAAAUGGAUCAUAUGCGCGGUCGGGGAAACAGAAAUCGAUUUUCGCUUUUCAGCAUUGCGGCCUGUGAUGGGGUUUCGCCAUUUUCAUGGUGGCAUCUCAAAGCUGAAGCAGGUCACAGGGCGUGCCCAACGUGAUAUCCAGUGCUCGAUUAUUGUGGUCAGUGCAGAUGCGGUGCCUAGUGCUGUGAUGACUGCUGUACGAGCUUUGACGGAUUUCCGUUAUCUCGUACAGUCGCCACGGAUCGAUGAUCGCGACAUUGAACAUAUUUCCACAGUGCUGGCCAAAUUUCACGCCAACAAACAUGCCAUUACAGCUGCUGGAUUUCAUCGCGGGAAGGGCAACAAGCCUAUCGAUAACUGGUACAUCCCGAAGAUAGAGCUCAUGCAGAAUAUAGCUCCCAGCAUACGUAACACUGGCAUCACCAUGCAGUGGAGUGCAGAUGCUACAGAGCACGCACACAUAACUGGGAUCAAGGAUCCCACACGCUCAAGCAACAACAAUAACUACGAUUCACAAAUCUGCCGUCACCUUGACUGUGUGGACAAAUGUCGUCAUUUUGAUCUUGCAACAAGUCUAUUAGACUUGAGGCUGCAAACCAACCUGGACCAACACCACGUUGAUGAUGACAUCAUUGAUUUUGAUGUUGAUGAUGACGAUGACCUCCCCGCAAACCUCUUGUCCACAGUCAAGUCCCCUGGAUACGCAUGUCCAAUCACUAACUACUUUGCAAUGGCAAAGGUCCUCCAGCACAGGGAGGUUGGGACAAUCCCCCUGCCAUUACGCACAUUUGUUGUUGGACGUACGGCCUUUCAUCUUGCCUACAGCCUGUCAAUUAGGGCCAUCUCCAUUGACGAUGCUGCCCUUAAAUUUGGCCUUCCUGACUUACGAUCAGCCUUUGCCGACUUCCUUUGUCGUGAAGAUACUCAUGGGUAUGGUCAUAUUCAUCCGCUUGGAGGGGCUAGGAGGGCUGGGUCCAAUGCUUCGCUUCCAUUCAAUGAACUACAGAUAUGGUUCAAACUUCAACUUCAGGAUACGGAAUUUCAUGAUACCACCAAUGUGCGACCUGCACAGACCCUAAACUGCGUACCACCUUCUGACAUCUGGACCUUUGGUCGGUAUGAGACUGUUAUUGUCAAUAAUGAAGAUGGGCACUCAUGGCCUGCUGAUGGUCUUCACGGCCAUGUCAUCGCUCAAAUCAGGCUUAUUUUCUGUCCAAUUAGAAAGAUGGAUACACAGGGGGCUUGGAAGGAUCACUUCCUCACAUACGUGCAACACUUUAACAACAGCACUGAGCGCGAGCCAGCUACGCACCUACAUCUGCUCAAGAGGGUGAAGCGAUCAAACGGGACUCGCAUUGAUGAUGUUAUACCAGUCACUCAGCUCAGAGCGCCUGUUAAUGUUGUCCCUCAAUUUGGCGCAAGUGCAGACCCGCAUCUCACUCAAUAUAACGGUAUGGAGCAUGCAUCAGAAUUUUGGCUCAAUAAGUACUGGGACAAAAAUACUUUCUACCCUCUUUUGAUGUAUUUUGACCUGUAA